Penicillium salamii is the source of this 513-nucleotide messenger RNA. NCBI's taxonomy places the organism in Eukaryota, Fungi, Ascomycota, Eurotiomycetes, Eurotiales, Aspergillaceae. The record is from the annotation of a GenBank genome assembly.
AUGACGCUAACAUCGAAAAGCGUCACUGCUCUCCAGCCCACUGAUACCGAGGAGAACCCUUACUUCUACACUUUCCGUGUGCAAUGUACCUCCUGCCACGAGACACACCCUAACUGGGUCAGCUUCAACCGCUUUGUAAGUUCUGCGGCUCCUCCAUGCCCAACCUCAUCUCUAACGGGUCAGGAUGUUCACGAAAUCCCCGGCAGUCGCGGGGAGGCCAACUUUGUGUGGAAGUGUCGUCUGUGCACGAAAACCCACACUGCCUCGAUCACUAGUGGACCCAAGGCCUAUGAGGCCCAGGAGAAACAGGGUAGUCAGAAGAUCCUUGAGAUGGACUGUCGUGGUCUGGAGUUUAUUGAGUUCAAGCCUGAUGGUGAAUGGGAGGCCAAGGGUGUUGACUCGACCACUACUUUCACGGGUAUUGACCUGAUUGAAGGCGAGUGGUAUGAUUAUGAUGAGAAGAAGGGUGAGGAAGUCAGCAUCAAGGAGAUUACCUGGACUGUUGGUCGUUAA